AUGGCACCUGCAGAAAUGAGUGAAUUGAAGGAUCAACUGCAGGAUUUGCUAAAUAAAGGAUAUAUUAGACCAAGUGCAUCACCUUGGGGAGCUCCAAUGUUGUUUGUUAAGAAGAAAGAUGGGGGUAUGAGGUUGUGUAUUGACUAUAGAGAGUUGAAUAAAGUCACUAUAAAGAACAAGUACCCAUUACCAAGGAUUGAUGAAUUAUUUGACCAAUUGAGGGACACAUCUGUGUUUUCUAAGAUUGAUUUGAGGUUAGGAUACCAUCAGUUGAGAAUUGCGUAUGAAGAUAUCCCUGAGACAACAUUUAGGACAAGGUAUGGGCAUUACAAGUUCACAGUGAUGCCAUUUGGGUUGACGAAUGCUCCAGCAAUCUUUAUGGACUUGAUGAACAGGGUGUUCCAUCCAUUUACGGACAAGUUUGUCGUAGUGUUCAUAGAUAAUAUACUGAAAGACUAUAAGUUUGAGUGGAAUGAGAAGUGUGAAGAGGCAUUCCAACUCUUGAAGGAAAAGCUGACUACUGCACCAGUGUUGGCAUUACCAGAUAAUAAUGGUGUCUAUGAUAUGUAUAGUGACGCAUCCAAAAAUGGUUUAGAAUGCGUGCUUAUGCAAAAUGGUAAGAGAGAUUUGAACUUGCGCCAAAUAAGGUGGAUGGAGUUUGUCAAGGACUACGAAGUAGAUAUCCAGUACCAUGAGGGAAAAGCAAACGUAGUUGUCGAUGCUCUAGGUCAAAAAUCAAGCCAUGGAGUGAAUACUUUGGUAGUGGCCGACGAAUUGUGCAGGGAAAUGAGUAAAAUGAACUUAGAAGUAGUGGAAAUAGGGGCGGUGGAAGGGAUGCUUGCAAAUCUGAGUAUCCAACCAACGAUAUUUGAUGAGAUAAGAGAGAAUCAAGCAGGAGAUGUUAAGUUGGACAGGAUUCGUGAGAAAAUCGAGCGGAAACAGGCUACAGAUUUCAAGAUUCGUGAGGAUGGAAGCUUAAGGUACAAAGGUAGAUGGUGUGUCUCUCAAAAGUGCGAUGAAAUAAAGAGGAAGUUGAUGGAAGAAGGGCACAAUACACCUUAUUCAAUGCAUCCUAGAGGAGACAAGUUGUAUAAGGACUUAAAAAAGGUGUAUUGGUGGCCUAGGAUGAAAAAUGAAGUUGUAGAAUUUGUGGCGAAGUGUUUAACCUGUCAGAAAGUAAAGAUCGAACACAAGAGACCACAAGGAACCGUGCAACCAUUAGAUGUUCUGGGAUGGAAAUGGGAUAUUAUUUCAAUGGAUUUUGUUACUUGCCUCCCAAAGUCGAAGAGUGGGAAUGAUACCAUUUGGGUUGUAGUGGAUAAACUUACCAAAUCCGCAGUGUUUAUACCAAUGAAGGAGACCUAG
Chenopodium quinoa (quinoa) is the source of this 1365-nucleotide messenger RNA. RefSeq lists its product as uncharacterized. The transcript is spliced from 3 exons. The record is from RefSeq and is a predicted model, not a curated record. The coding region runs from base 1 to 1365 and encodes 454 amino acids. NCBI's taxonomy places the organism in Eukaryota, Viridiplantae, Streptophyta, Magnoliopsida, Caryophyllales, Amaranthaceae.